This is a messenger RNA of Pelobates cultripes (western spadefoot toad), 853 nucleotides long. The record is from the annotation of a GenBank genome assembly. NCBI's taxonomy places the organism in Eukaryota, Metazoa, Chordata, Amphibia, Anura, Pelobatidae.
AGAGUGCUGUAUUUACCAACUGCCUUCAUGGAGAGCUCUGUAAUCACCAACUGCCAUUGACAGAGUCAGGUCGCAAAGAGCGCUGUAUUCACCAACUACCAUUCACAGAGAGCGCUGUAUUCACCAACUGCCAUUCACAGAGUCAGGUCACAGAGAGCGCUGUAUUCACCAACUGCCAUUCACAGAGUCAGGUUACAGAGAGCGCUGUAUUCACCAACUGCCAUUCACAGAGUGAGACCACAGAGAUCGCUGUAUUCACCAACUGCCAAUCACAGAGUGAGGUCACAGAGAGCACUGUAUUUACCAACUACCAUUCACAGAGAGCGCUGUAUUCACCAACUGCCAUUCACAGAGUGAGACCGCAGAGAGUGCUGUAUUCACCAACUGCCAUUCACAGAGUCAGGUCACAGAGAGCGCUGUAUUUACCAACUGCCAUUUACAGAGAGCGCUGUAUUUACCAACUGCCUUCACAGAGAGCUCUGUAAUCACCAACUGCCAUUCACAGAGUCAGGUCUCCAAGAGCACUGUAUUCACCAACUGCCAUUCAAGGAUUGAGGUCACAGAGAGUGCUGUAUUCACCAAUUGCCAUUCACAGAGUGAGGUCACAGAGAGCGCUGCAUUCACCAACUGCCCUUAACAGAGUGAGACCACAGAGAGCGCUGUAUUCACCAACUGCCAUUCACAGAGUCAGGUUACAGAGAGCGCUGUAUUCACCAACUGCCAUUCACAGAGUGAGACCACAGAGAUCGCUGUAUUCACCAACUGCCAAUCACAGAGUCAGGUCACAGAGAGCACUAUAUUUACCAACUACCAUUCACAGAGAGCGCUGUAUUCACCAACUGCCAUUCACAGA